GGUGUAUGGGAUGACUGCACAGUAGCAGGAGCAGCAGAGACAUCUAUAACCCUCUCCCCCCUCCCCUUCCCUCUGACCCUUGCCUUCCGGGGGAAGCUGCUGUUAUAUAAAUUCUGUUUCAUAACAGCCGCCGGAGAACGUGUGAGAUUGAUUCUGUCCCGUCUCUAAAGUUACAGAGCAGGCUCGAACAUGGUCAAAAGGAAAGGGUCAUCAGCCCAGACUGACUGCAAAAGGCUGAAGAAGGACAGCAGCAGAACCAAAACUGUCAAAGAGUGCCUAGUGAACUGUGCAAAACAGCUGCCUCCUGAUGAUGACAGCCAGGACUUUGAACCUGAAAAGCCUCUGGCAAAAUCCAAACGUCGUGGAAGGGGUGCAGCGAAGGCAGGGGUCAGCCUGACCCCUCAGGGUAAGAGCAUCAGAGGAAAAAACCCGCCGAAAGCCAGGGAGAGAAAAAGAUGCGCUUCAGUCAAAGAAGGUGACAGCAAAGAGAUGCAACAGGCUGUACCCACCUCUGGCAGGUUGGUGGAACCAGCAAAGCAGCAGAAAGAAACUAGUUCCCAGGAAGGAGACAGUACAGAGGACAGUGAAGAUGAGUGGGAGGAAGUGGAAGAGCUCCAGACCUCUAUGCCAGAAGAACCAUCUGCCUCUCCCUUUCCUGAACCCACCGUCCCUGCAAAACCACUCGAGAUUGAAAUCGAAAGUCCAGCACACGCCAAGAAGAGGGAGAGCAGAGAGAAGAGAGAGCUUCAGUUUGAGGAUUACCUACGUCGGAUGAUAAACCGUUUUACUCGGAACCUCCGCAUUGACAUUCACAAGGUGCACCUUCUGUGUCUGUUGGCUAACGGUAUGUUCCGGAAUAGGAUCUGCAAUGAACCAGAGCUUCAGGCCUUGGCGCUGUCCCUGGUACCUGCCACACUUGCCAAGGUGCCAGGUGGCCGUGUAGAAAUUCCAUACAUCUCUAAACUGCUCAACUGGUUUGUGUCAUCGUUUGAGAUUGACACUUCUCUCCCCAACGAUGAGGCGGACUCUCUGUCUACGGUGCUGAAGAGGAGAUUCGGCAGCCGUUCCACAAGGAACGAGCAAGAAAUGGUUCAUUUGUUUCUAAUCAUCCUCCGGACUCUGGCCAUGGCAUCACGGCUUGUGAUUUCAUUUCAGCCUGUUCCAUUUAAAGAAAAUGUGAAAGCGAAGAACGUGAGGGACAGCAAAUCUAAAGAUAAUUCCCAGAAAAUUGGUCACUCGGUCCCAGACACUAAACAAGAGUCUGUGCCUGAGAAAGGAGCAAAUGGAGGAGUCGAAGUUAAACUGGAGAGGGAGCAAGAUGGUGCAGUGAAGCGGUCAACUGAACGAGAAGGCAAGUCUCAACCAGCAUCGAAAAGGAACCCGGCAGAACGUGCAAACAGUGGGGGAAAUGCUAGAAGGAGAACUAAAACUGUCAAAACUCUUGACAGAGCUUCUGCUGAAUCUGGAUUUGAGGAUGAGGAGUGCCCACUACCUAAAACAUCUGUCUCUCCAAGGCCAAAGAAUGAGCGUAGGAGGAGAGUAGCCUCAAAAGUAUGUUACAAGGAAGAGGACACUGAAGGCGAUGAUGAGAACGAUUCUGAUUUUGAGGUUGGCAAUGGUUCUGAUUCUAACAGUUAUUCCGAUGGAGAUAAGAAGGGGAAGAGAAUCUCUUCACAAAUGAAGUCUCCCCAAGGCAAGCAAGCAGUAGAGUCUUCAAUCUUUAGGACUCCCAAGUGUGAGGACAGUGAGGAAGAUGAUUUUGAGAACACUUCAGGGAAAACCAAACCCAGUAAGAGAAGGUCUUCAAACUCCAACAAAGCCAACAGCAGAGAUGGAAGAAUGAUGAGGGAGGUUUCCCUGAAUUCGAAAGACUCGGAUCAAUGGAUUGAGGUUUAUGCAGAGAGAGAGAGGAAGUGGGUUGCAGUUGACUGUGUACGUAACACUGUGAACCAGCUGGAACUCUGCACUAAAUAUGCUUCCAAACCAUUCUCCUACAUCAUCAGCUUUGACAAUGAGAAUUGUGUGAGAGACAUCACCCAGAGAUACGAUGGGGCUUGGAUGACCAUGACAAGGAAACGCCGUGUUGACCCUGCCUGGUGGGACCAGACUUUGGCAGCCUACAGAAGCAGUCAUACAGAGCGUGAGAGAGAUGAAGACCAGGAGAUGCAAGCGAAGAUGCUCAGUCAGCCGUUGCCCACGUCUGUAGCCGAAUAUAAAAAUCACCCUCUCUAUGUCCUGAAAAGACAUCUGCUGAAAUACGAGAUCCUGUAUCCUCCGACAGCAGCUAUCCUCGGCUACUGCAGGACAGAGGCUGUGUACUCAAGAGACUGCGUGCACACACUUCAUUCCAAGGACCUCUGGCUGAAGGAAGCCCGGGUGGUGAGAGAUGGAGAGGUCCCCUGUAAGAUGGUGAAAAGCCAAUCGAAUCGAGCACGGCGAGCGCGAUUGGCCAGUUGGGAAGAUCAAGACAAGGAUGACCUUGGACUCUUUGGCUUCUGGCAAACAGAGCCGUUUUCUCCACCAAGUGCUGCCAAUGGGAAGGUCCCUCGCAAUGAAUUUGGAAAUGUCUACCUCUUCAAGCCCUGCAUGCUUCCCAGAGGCUGCAAGCACCUGAGGGUCCCCAACAUCAGCCGAGUGGCCCGGAAACUGAACAUCGACUGCGCAGGGGCCGUGGUUGGAUUUGAUUUCCAUUCGGGUCAUUCACAUCCCAUCAUCGACGGAUAUAUUGUCUGUGAAGAACAUGUGGAGGUCCUGUUGGCAGCUUGUCAGGAAGAAGAGGCCGAAAUGGCAAGAAAAGAACAAAAGAAACGAGAGCAGCGUGUCAUGGGAAACUGGAAGCUGCUGGUGAAAGGCUUAUUGAUCAGGGAAAGACUGAAGGCUCGCUAUAGUGUCAAGGACGGCGCUGCCCUGAGCUCAUCCCCGGAUGUGGGGAGGGGCAGCUCACUCGAUGGGAAAGCUGUCAGUGAUUCCACCUCAGUCAGUGACGCGACUGUCUCAUGGCCCUUGAACCGACAGGAGGAGGCCGUGAAGGGGACGGCAAAGAGCAGGAAACAGAAGAAAGCAGAAGAGAAACACCUCUUCCCGUUCGAGAAGCUGUGAGAACCAGGGGCUGCCCAGAACAUGGUCUGAGUGGGAGGAACCUCCUGUCUCACCUGUAACCAAAGAAUGGGGGUUCAUAAACCCCUCCCCACCCUCACCCCUUCCCCUUCAGGGGCAGGCUGCCCUGGAAACUGCUCAGGGCACCCCAUAGUUAGAGUAUCUCUGAACAACCACCCCUGCCUUAAGGACAAGGUUCCAGUAGUUGCUUUUUAGUCCUAGUUGCACAGAUUAGACAGAAAACCCUCUUUGUUCAGGAGCUGGGAGCCUGGAGAGACUGCGGAGGGGGGGAAGGGACUGUGGCAGAGGGGAGAAGGCAGUGGGUCUGUGCUUCAAACCCAUUGGUCAAGUUGCCAGCACAGCUGACACCCCCAGCAAAGAGUCAUUAACCAGGGGUUCUCUCACUCUCACCCGGGAUCCCCUUCCUCAGUGCUGAGCUACGAAGCCCAAGUGGACAAACUGUAUUCCAGUUACUAAAGCAGAAAUUACUGGGAAAACUCAGCAGGUCUGGCACGUUAUUCCAGUUCUUCCUUUGUAUGGAAAUCCCAGCUGUUAAACACCAGGUUCUGUUCCUCAUUCUGAAUGUGCACGGAAACGAACAAAUGCCACGGGUGGCUGUUCCUGAAAGCUACACUGGGAAUGGAGUUGAAUCUGAAAUGAAGGCUCGGUGCAGUGCAGUGUUGACGCUGUAGCUGGAAACGAGUUAGGUUGAAUUUUCCACUACUGCACAGCCAGACUGUGGAGUGGCCGGACUGUGGUCACCUUUCCCAAGGACAGGGAGCUGUCUCGGGCCGGUGUCUGGAUUGUGACCGAGUGGUCAGUGUGCAAUAUGAAGCAGCUCCUCAUUCCUCCCAGGCAGUACUCAUUUACACACGCCCAUGUGCGUUUCUGAGCAUGUUUGAAGGAGAUGCUAACAUUGAAGAACAACGUGUGAUAACAGAGAGCUGAGCCUUAAACAGAAACAUAUAGGAAAACGAACAAACCAAGUGAGUGUAUCAUUUAACGGAAGACUUUUUAACAUCUCUCCAUUCAGCCACUGUUCAGUGGUGUGUGUAUCUACCCUCUCAUUGUCUGAGCUCCUACACCUCUCCACUACCUCCGCUUGCCAACAGUCAGAGUUUUUUCAUGUUUUGGCAGUGCACAUUGACAGGCUAUUCCACUGCAGUGAGCUUCACAGCGGAAACCUCAAUCCUGUUCUCAGCCUAAAUGCUUGAGCAAACCAUCUCCAAAAGGAAUCACUCAAUAGAUGCUCAGCAUUCCCAACGAUCUGCCCCUGUCCUCCCCCACCACACCCCUGACCCUCUGCCUGUGGUGGGGGCUAAAGUCUUCCCAAACAGUUACAAUAACCAGACAAGGAUCUGCUAUGGAACCAGAACAUGUUAUUUUCUAUUCUGCAAGUUAACUGGUUGUUGCAUGAAAAUGAUUUUCAAUUCAAAACAAAGGUCUCUCUUCCCAGCUCCCACCACAAAAAAAAUGACAGGCUCUGAAACUCUUUUUUUUUAAAAGAACCACUAAAUCCAGUUUGCGAUCUCUGUAUAUCCCGUACUAUUGGGUUUUGUACCUUC
Hemiscyllium ocellatum (epaulette shark) is the source of this 4661-nucleotide messenger RNA. It is a transcript of the gene xpc, whose product is annotated as xeroderma pigmentosum, complementation group C. Gene Ontology annotation, biological process: mismatch repair; nucleotide-excision repair. The record is from RefSeq and is a predicted model, not a curated record. Lineage: Eukaryota; Metazoa; Chordata; Chondrichthyes; Orectolobiformes; Hemiscylliidae. The transcript has 16 exons. The coding region runs from base 190 to 3099 and encodes 969 amino acids. Gene Ontology annotation, molecular function: single-stranded DNA binding; damaged DNA binding. Gene Ontology annotation, cellular component: cytoplasm; nucleus; XPC complex.